AUGUUUGCUCUUCUAAUGGCAGCACAAUCCAAAUCAAUAUCUUCAACGAACCUUCCACCAAAGGACGAUCAAGAUCUCCGUCUUGCCAUGGAAGAGAUGCAAAAAGCCAAUUACUUCACAUUUGUAAUGUUGCUCAACAUGUUGCCCCUUGACCCAAAGUUCCUUGCUAACGUAACUUUUUUAAUGCCCAAUGAUCGGAUGUUGUCAAAAACGGUAAUCCCAGAUAACGCGGUUUCCAGCUUCUUGCAUCGUCAUUCAAUCCCUUCACCAUUGAUUUUCGAGCAUCUUUUAUAUAUCCCGACGGGUUCGGUUCUUCCCAGUUUAAUGCCGGAGUACUUGAUGAAUGUCUCGAAUGGCGGUGGUCGAAGAACUUUUGUCCUCAACAAUGUUAAAAUCAUUAGCCCGAAUAUAUGUACUGUCGGGUCGUCCAUCCGGUGCCAUGGUAUCGAUGGGGUGUUAAACCCUGAAAGUAAUAUAUCUCUACAUACUUGCUCUAACACCAUGGUUCCUGUACCACCACCACCUUCUCUGGUGGCCCCAUCACCUUUAUUGCCACCACCACCUCCAUCACCAGUCCCAUUUUUUUCUUCCCCUGAAGAUGAUUUUCCGGUGCCUGCCCCAUUACCGGCUGAUAGUAGCCAACAUAUUUCUGGGUCUUCAAAGUUAUCAUUAGGUAGAAAAAUGUUGAAAUCAAUGGCUACCAUUUUGGUACCACUAAUGAUUGGUGUUUCCAUUUGA
Gossypium arboreum is the source of this 738-nucleotide messenger RNA. Its product is annotated as FAS1 domain-containing protein SELMODRAFT_448915-like. Bases 1 to 738 code for a protein of 245 amino acids. The transcript has a single exon. The record is from RefSeq and is a predicted model, not a curated record. NCBI's taxonomy places the organism in Eukaryota, Viridiplantae, Streptophyta, Magnoliopsida, Malvales, Malvaceae.